AUGUGGAUGUGGUGUUUGCUGUUGAUCUUUCUGCCUCUGCUGCAGCCAGGCCUCAGUCAGCCUUUGUCGAUUCUCAUCUCUACGGGAUUUGGCCGGAACUUGGACCUCAAUCAGGAGACGGAAGACUUUCUGUUCAUUGAAGAUCCCGCCAAGGGGUACUCCCCCAAUGAUCUGUUUGGGGAUGUGCAGAAAUUUUUCAUUGGCGUCCAUCAGUUUUUCCUGCAUAGCUCGCUCAAUCCGCUGCAGAGCAAUGCGAAAAAAACCCACAAGAAGCAAAAGCAACCUCUAUUCGUAGGUCAGAAUAUAAGCCUCAAUCCGUUUGGCAAUUUUUCUUUCAAUUUGGGACUGUCCCUCAAUUUCCAGCUGACGAACAGCAUUGGCUUCACGCGUACCUAGCAGCUACUCUCGCUGGCUGUCGGGCAGACUCGUGAAAUUAAAAAUAAAUAAUAAAAUUAAAGGGAA
This is a messenger RNA of Drosophila obscura, 462 nucleotides long. RefSeq lists its product as uncharacterized. Lineage: Eukaryota; Metazoa; Arthropoda; Insecta; Diptera; Drosophilidae. Bases 1 to 396 code for a protein of 131 amino acids. The record is from RefSeq and is a predicted model, not a curated record. The transcript has 2 exons.